Messenger RNA from Helicoverpa armigera (cotton bollworm), 1423 nucleotides. Its product is annotated as transcription factor Sox-8. Lineage: Eukaryota; Metazoa; Arthropoda; Insecta; Lepidoptera; Noctuidae. The record is from RefSeq and is a predicted model, not a curated record. The transcript has 3 exons. The coding region runs from base 127 to 780 and encodes 217 amino acids.
GCAUAAGGAACUCUUUAUAGUCUAUGCGCGCGAGUCGGCCGCACGCGCGUUCAUCUGGCGACUUAAAAAAAAUCCUCGCGUUAUUUGAAUAUUUUACGAGUUUAUUUUACGUAGUUUGUGUUGACAAUGAGCUGGGAUCAAGAUCGCAAUCGGCCCUGUGACAAGCUCGAAAUUAAUGAAGCAGUCGGAAAACUUUUGGAAAGCUUCAACUAUGACAGCAUUGUGCCCCAACCGACGAGGGGUGGUGGCUGCAUGCGGCGGGCUCACGUCAAGAGGCCCAUGAACGCGUUCAUGGUGUUCGCCCAGGCGAUGCGCCGGCGCCUCUCAGAGCAGCGGCCUGCGCUACACAACGCAGAGCUCAGCAAAUCUUUAGGAUCCAUGUGGAAGAGUCUAAGUGAAGAGGAGAAGAAACCCUUCAUCAAUGAGGCAGAUAAGCUGCGAACGCAGCAUAAGAAGGAGUAUCCUGACUACAAAUAUCAGCCUCGGCGUCGCAAGCCUCAGCCGACGUCGGCGGUUCGGCCGAAGAGAGAGCCAUCCCCUGAGAGGGAUCAGAUCGACUUCGCUGGCAUGCCGGACAUCUCACCAGCGCUCCUGGCUGACGGCGCCCCUGACACGGCGGAGCUGGAGCAGUACCUGCCUCCAGGCUCCGUGCCCGACUAUCACGAGCUGCAGCCGCGGUACGCCGCCCACAGCCUGCACCAUCCCCCGCCGCCACUCUACGCCCCCGUGCCUCCUCGCCUCCACCCCGCGUGCGACUGGCAACAUUACGCACACCCUUAAAAUACAAAAAAAUUUAAACAUACGUGUCGUGAUUUUACAUGUUGCACAUUGGUGCCUCAAAGACAUUUAGUAAUAUCAAAUAACUUAUAAAAUAGGUCAACCAUUUGUAAAUAUAAUUGGGUAGACGUAGUGCUGCGCGAAACGACGCGCACGUGCGUUUAAUUUGUGUAAGCUGAAUAAAUAUUUAUUAGGUUAAAAACUUUAUGUAAAUUAUUAUUUUUGUUAACUAUCGUGCCAAAAUGUUUAAAUGUUGUCCACGUGGGUUUACUUUAUAAGUUUAAUAUGUAGUUGUACCAGACAAAUUAUUCCGUAACUUUCACAUUUUAAUCAGGGAGUGUCCACUCCUGAAUUAUUUCAGAACACAUAGGUAGAUACUAUGGUUACAAUAAAAAUAUGGGGUAAAAUAAAAGCAUCCUAUAAUUCAACUUGAUCACUUCUCUACUUACAUGGUAGGUACAUUAGUUUGGUACUUUACGAAAUUCCUCAAGUACCAAAGCUUAAGGUUAGUUAAGUGUAGUUAGGUUAAGUUAUACAUAGCUAGUGACUAUAAUUUCUGAUAAGUUAUUGUUGUGAUUAAUUAGUUUUAUUUCUUUUAAUAACAAUCAUGUUGUUCAUUAAAUAUAUUUUUCUAUGUUCUACACUA